Melanaphis sacchari is the source of this 495-nucleotide messenger RNA. RefSeq lists its product as uncharacterized. NCBI's taxonomy places the organism in Eukaryota, Metazoa, Arthropoda, Insecta, Hemiptera, Aphididae. Bases 1 to 495 code for a protein of 164 amino acids. The transcript has 2 exons. The record is from RefSeq and is a predicted model, not a curated record.
AUGUUGAGUAAAAAACGCAAAAUCGACAGCGAAAAUAGGAAGUUUAUGAACGUGUGGACUGAACUAUAUUGUUUUGUAUUGCCUGAAAGGGUUGGAGCCAUUCCAGUCUGCAGUGAAGUGCGUAAAAAUAAGCUCCAUGCAUGUAUGUUAUCUUACAAAAAUAGUACGACAACACUUAUACGGUGUAUGAGUGAACAAGAAAAAUCAACUGAAGCAGCGUUGCGUGUGUGCUGGGUUCUUAAUAAGCACCAAAAACCGUUUUCCGAUUCCGAAAUAGUAAAAGAGUGUAUGUUGGAAGUGGCCACUGCACUUUUUCAAGAAAAUAAAAAAAUCGUUACCUCUAUCCAAGAUAUUCCUUUGUCGGCAAGGAGUAACACAAGAAGGACGGUAUUGUUGGCAGCCGAAAACAAAAAAAGCUUAUUUGAACUUUUACAUAAGUCACUGUGCUACUGCAUUGCGCUUGAUGAAUCUUGUGACUUAGUUGAUUCUGAAUAA